Messenger RNA from Acanthosepion pharaonis, 1146 nucleotides. NCBI's taxonomy places the organism in Eukaryota, Metazoa, Mollusca, Cephalopoda, Sepiida, Sepiidae. The record is from the annotation of a GenBank genome assembly.
AUGCCGCCGCUGCCGCGCCUCCGUCAGGGUAGUACCUCGUUCGUUGCGACAGACACCGGAAAACAUGGUUGGCGACGUUCUUCAUCGCCUCCGCCGUCACAUCGCCGUGUACGCCCGUCUAACGCGGUGGUAAUGCUGCUGGUUGAGACCCCGGGACGUCGAAUGUCUCCCGCCGUCGUCACCGCAGUCACCUUCGCAGGCUCAUGCCACACUUUCGGUUUGCUACUAACGGGUCUAUUCUCCACGCAAUUCUUGGACGUCCAGUCACCGUCUCGUCGGUCACGAAUCGAAUUGCCGCCGAGUGCCUGUUCUUUCCGCGUGUCUUGGCUGCUUUCUUACGCGUCGGGAAAACAGAUAGACGGACCGCGUACAUGGGUGGCAGGACAUUUGGCGAAGUUGUGCCCAACCAAGAAGCCGGCCUCCAAAGAAAAUCAGGCACCAGUUCCCACCCCAGUGGUGCCCGCUGAGGAGGGGAAAAAUUAUUUUCUUUACCUCUUCUUUCCUCCGGUCUUUCAUAUAGAUCCUUUCUUUUUCCUCUGCGCAUCUUUGUUUGCCAUCUUCUUUUUUGCCUUUUUUCUUCCCGCGUUUAUUCUUAACUAUCUUUUCUUUUCUUUUUUUUUUUUCUUAAAAUCGACCGCUUGGGGUUUUAAUUUCAUUUUUGUUCCUUUCUUUAUCUAUUUUACUCUUUCUUUCUACUUCAGACGUUCUUUGGUUUCAAUGUUUUACUUCAAUUUCCUUCUCCCUUUCUUUUUUUGUUUUUUUCAUUCUUUCUAUUUUUCGUUUUUCUUCUUCCUUUCUUCUUUUCUUCUCUUUCAAUUAUAUAUGAUCAUUGUUUCUAACCAGUUCACACUGGUAAUAAUAUUAUUUUCUAUCUAUUUUUUUCUGUAUUUCUUUUUCUUGCUUAUGAAUUCGACUUCCGCUGUCUGUAUUUCUUUUUCUUCAUUUUCGACUUUACUCAUUCUUUCUAGUUCAGACCUUCUAUUUUUACAUCAUUUUAUUUCUUCUUUCGUUUUUUUUCUUAAUGAUAUUAUUUGUUUCUAUUUUUCUUACUACAAUUUAUUAAAUAUUUAUAAGAUUAUUUUUUUAAUGUUCAUCAUUUGUUUGUUUCUUUCAUUUUCUCUUUCACAUCAGAUUUUUUUUAUUUGA